This is a messenger RNA of Xenopus laevis (African clawed frog), 4882 nucleotides long. It is a transcript of the gene edil3.L, whose product is annotated as EGF like repeats and discoidin domains 3 L homeolog. The transcript is spliced from 11 exons. Gene Ontology annotation, molecular function: signaling receptor activity; calcium ion binding. The record is from RefSeq and is a predicted model, not a curated record. Lineage: Eukaryota; Metazoa; Chordata; Amphibia; Anura; Pipidae. Bases 379 to 1770 code for a protein of 463 amino acids. Gene Ontology annotation, cellular component: plasma membrane.
GAAGGCAGUCUGGAUAGAGAAUCUGUCAGGCUCCUGACUUUAGCAAUCGGCUGCUUGUGUGUGUACACAUUAGGGCAGCCUGUGCUCUGCCUGCUGCUACCUGCUCAUUGUCCUCAGUGGCUGACAGUAGGGAAUGACAGUUGGGAAUGCUGUGGAGUGCAGUCAGUGCCACUAUAUUCCAGGAUACAAUACACGCUCCCUGCCUUUUCUUAUAUACACUGGUGAUCAUUGACUUCUGCCCCUUCUGCUGAGAUUCCCCUCAUCACUCAGACUGGUUUCUAAGGGGAAGGGAUCAAAAGGCAGCAAAAAUUAAUCUUCAAUUAUAGGACUGGCAUUGUCGGAUCUCCGCUUAUCUGUUGCUAGCCCCUGUAUUCAAGCAUGAUCCUAAAGGGGGUCUCCCAGAUCCUUCUCUUUACCAGCUGUUGGCUCUCGCUCAUCACCGCCAAAGGUGAUGUGUGUGACCCAAACCCGUGUGAAAAUGGGGGAAUCUGUUUGUCAAGCUUAUCUGAUGAGUCCUUUUCAUAUGUCGAAGUAGAGAACUCCACAACAGUAGGGCCCUGCCAUCCAAACCCUUGUCAUAAUGGUGGAAUAUGUGAGAUCAGUGAAGCUUAUCGAGGAGAUACCUUCAUUGGAUAUGUUUGUAAAUGUUCCCAUGGUUUCAAUGGAAUUCACUGCCAACAUAAUGUCAAUGAAUGUGAGGCCGAGCCUUGCAAGAAUGGAGGCAUAUGCACAGAUCUUGUUGCCAACUACUCAUGUGAAUGCCCUGGGGAAUACAUGGGAAGGAAUUGCCAAUACAGAUGUUCUGGACCUCUUGGUAUGGAAGGCGGAAUUAUAUCAAACCAACAGAUAACAGCAUCCUCAACUCAUCGAGCUCUAUUUGGGCUACAAAAAUGGUACCCAUAUUUUGCACGACUAAACAAAAAAGGUCUCGUGAAUGCUUGGACGUCAGCAGAAAAUGAUCGCUGGCCCUGGAUCCAGAUAAACUUACAAAAGAAAAUGCGGGUCACUGGUGUAAUUACUCAAGGUGCAAAACGUAUUGGCAGCCCGGAAUACAUAAAAUCGUACAAAAUUGCAUAUAGUGAUGAUGGAAAAUCCUGGUCGACAUAUAAAGUGAAAAGGACCUCGGAGGAUAUGAUUUUUCGAGGGAACGUGGACAACAACACCCCAUAUGCCAAUUCCUUUACUCCUCCAAUCGAAGCUCAGUAUAUACGGCUCUAUCCGCAGGUAUGCAGGCGGCAUUGCACUCUGAGAAUGGAGCUACUUGGAUGUGAAUUAUCGGGCUGCUCUGAACCCCUUGGAAUGAAAUCUGGACACAUACAGGAUCACCAAGUAACAGCGUCUAGUGUUUUCAGAACACUGAACAUGGAUAUGUUUGCCUGGGAACCAAGGAAGGCCCGAUUAGACAGGCAAGGGAAAGUAAAUGCCUGGACAUCUGGAAAGAGUGACCAGUCGCAAUGGCUACAGGUGGAUCUGCUUCGUCCUGCAAAAGUGACCGGAAUAAUAACACAAGGAGCUAAAGAUUUUGGCCAUGUGCAGUUUGUGGGUUCCUAUAAAAUUGCUUAUAGUAACAAUGGAGAACACUGGGCUGUGUAUCAGGAUGGAAAACAAAGGAAAGACAAGGUUUUUCAAGGUAAUUUUGACAAUGACACUCACAGAAAGAAUGUAAUGGAUCCACCAAUCUAUGCAAGAUAUAUCAGGAUCCUCCCUUGGUCAUGGUACGGACGAAUCACUUUAAGAGCUGAGUUGUUGGGUUGCACUGAAGAGAACUGAAAAAAUGUAAACAUUUCGCAACUCAGAACACAAUUUCGGAUUAACAAAGAAAAAAAACUGUUCAAAAUCGGGAGAAAACUCAUUUUUGUUUCAUUGAACAAGUGCUCGCUCUCUGGUAGGCUGGUAACUGUUUUGCAAGGUAGUCUGGGCCUGCUCUUGAAAUGAUCCCCUCUCUAGCCAUCUGUCCAACAAAUACCUUUAUAAUAAAAUGUUUUCAUUUUCUUCUACGUUGUUCACACUGGUUGAAAUAUAUUUGGGAAGAGAGGCAGCAUCCUAUUUUAAUGCCCCCCUCCUGUUUUUAAUCUCUACAAGCAAGGAAAUGCAAUUAUGUGGAUUUUGUCUCUCAGCUAACAAAGUCAUACUCUGAAAAAUUGUUUGCAUCUUCACAUUAUGCCCUUAGUUAAAAGAAGGGAUGUUGCAGCUUUAGCAAUAAGUUUUCUCUGGGAUGACUGCAUUAUCCUAAUUGCUUCCCUUGUGCCUAUCAAAAUCUUAUUAAUAUUUGCAUCUCAGAUUCUAAAAAUCCAUUUGAUUUUCACCUGUGCAAUUAGAAACAUUUAUUAAGAGCUUUGCCUUCUCAUUUCGAUUGUGCAUGUACUUGAGGCAUGUUAUUUCUCAUGUUUAAAUACAUUUCCUUCCUUGUUGGCUUCAAAAAAUCAAGGCAGAGCAGAAAUUGUUUUCUGCAUGUUCUAAAUCAAACAUAAAGACCUAUCUUUUUAUUUAGAAAAAAAAACCCACUGAUUUCGUCAUUGUACAUUAACACAUUUUGACUUUCUAAAGUUAUAAGUUAUUAUAAAGUUAUUUUAAAGUUAAAAUAAUCCUUGUUUAAAAAAUAUUUUUAUUUUUUUUUAGUUUUUGUUGAAAUGAUUUGGGGUUUUACAGCAUGGGGGAAAUAAAAGAACUGUCGGUUUGUAAUACACAAUCUUCCAGUCCAUGUUGGUGUCAAUCAGUUGUUUAUUUAAUUAAAAAUUUUAGUUUUUUUUUUAUUUAUAGAAAUAAAAAACAAUGGAAAAAAAAUUAAGAUUUGGUAUAUCAAAACUUAUAUUGUAAUUCCUAGUUGUGGAUCCGCCUGUGUGUUUGUUUCUAAAAGAGCUGGCAACAGUUAGUGAUAUGAAUUGUGAUAAUAUAGUCUAUGAAACCUUUGGGUAGCCUCUAAUAAUGAAGUGCAAGUGUUAUAAUGCAGGUACUAACAGUAUUCCAUGUAAUUAGAUCAGCUCAGAACUCAAAGGCAAAUCACGUUUUUAGUCCUAUAUGUAUCAAGUAUCAAAUCUACAGGACAAACUGUUUGAAAUCUGGUGCUGUUGUUUGUAAUGGAGUCCCUACUGUGUUGUCCUUAUUCUUAUGGUCUCAGAUCUACUCACAUGAACUGCUUCAAACAUGACAUGGAAACUCUCUCGCAUAAGUUCUCAUUUGUUUUAAUUGUGCUGCAUAUUGAAUGCCAUGAAAUGGCCUAUGUCCUGUUCAUCUGUAUAAUGUUUCUCAAAGGUAAAAUGUUCUGUGUGAUGUUGCAUUCAACCUUGGUGAACAAUAUUAAAGAGAAAGUCAAACAUCGUGACAAUGAAAUGACAAACAUUAUUUCUAUCACUUUAUAUAAAGCUAAAACCGCCCCAAAUGUGCACUUUAGAUUCUUUUAAGUAAAUGUUGGUUUGCAAUGUUUCAGUUAAGAAAUAAUCAGCCUCCUGUACAAUAACCCUCAGUUCCACCUCAACUGUUGGUGACACUGAAAGUCGUAGAACAUUAACAGCUGUAGCGGCAGAGGUUGCUUUUUUUUUUUUAAAUGUUAAUAUUUUAUUAUUUUGCACAGGCUAUAUGUAUGCGCUGUUUUGAUCUUAAAUAACUAAUAUUUUGCCAUUUUAUGUAUAAUGUACUAUGCAUUUUACAAUUGUCUCUGCUUUAUUUCUUUUAGAAGGGGAAUGUGUUCAAUCCGUGCAUCUGUAGGAAUUCAUUUCUUUGUAGUGAUGUUUUCAGAUCAAGAUUGCAAAUAUUUACAAAUUAAAACAACAAAAAAAAAAGUCCAGAGUGUAUUCCUAAAUGUCCAGGUUUAAAGUUUCUCUUUUACUGACAGCCAAUUAUUUUUGUACUUUAUAUAAUCAAGAUAAAUGAUUAGAUAUGUUUUAAUAAGAAAACCAGGUCCUUUAAGGUACACCUUGGUGUUACAAACAACACUCAUCAUACAAACCCAUGUACAAAUGUAAUAUCUUCAUAACCUAUUGUAUAAUACUGGAUAUUUUGUGUGAUUUCUUUAGAAGGCCAUCUAAACAUUAAAAUUGCUGCACAUUAAAAUUGAUCUUUUGUUCCAUUCUGCCAAUACGAAUAACAUACAAUGUCGUUAUUACAUGGCCUCCAGAUCUUUCCUUUAAUGAAACACAGCUCUAGAAAUUGCAUGUUCCAGAACUAUGUCCACCAAAAGGAGAAGUCUUAUAACCAUAAAGAACAAUAUUUACAAAUGUUAAGCCCUGCUAUUAAGGAUAGUUUAAUGCCUUUUUUCUACAUCCAUCAUUUGGUUGUCAGAUGAAUUAAUGUUAAAUUUGUUCAUGUUGUCAUAUUUCAUAUUUAGUGGGUGUGGGUGUAUUUCCAUAAAUCAAUGAUGCCAUAUAUACACCUAAAAUAUGCCACCCUGUUUUUCUUAAUUUAUAUAUUAUUUAUGUCUUUGACCCCCACCAAGGGUUUACCACUCACUAUAGCAGUUGUUUAUAACUCCCAGUCUCAGUAUAUCCUCAUAUGAGGAGAUGUAGACCAGUCAUGAUGGCUUCUUCAUCUGUUCAUCUAAGGAGAUCCUUAAUAGCUGGGAAUCCUUGAGGAACGUAUCUGGCAUCCUCAACAUAAAUCUAUUAAGGGCUUGUCACAGAAACUGUUUCUAGUUUUAUGUUGACUUUCUCUUUCGAUAUGACUACUUGAUCUUUGAAGAUAAUUGAACAUGCUAAAUAUAAGGCAAAUGAUAGGUUUAAGACAUAUCAAUAUGGAAAUAAUACACAGUGACCUUUGAAAUCUUUCAACCAGUAUACUAUUGAGAUGUUUUGUAAAUAUCAAACACAUGUAGGUUGAUGUAAAGUCAGUAUGACCUUGUCGAGUCUUUAUGCUUACAAUAAACUUUUGAAAAACUAGGAUAAUUUUU